AUGCACACGUACCUCUCCCCGAGAGUCAGUGCUAUCCUUUGCUCACAAGCAACCAAGCACUUCUUGCUCAGAUCCAUUCUAUUCUCCACCUUGCCCUGUACUCGUGCUUCUCUGUUCUUGCGAGUCCCUGGUGUUCCAAUGGCGGCGGUGGUGGCCACCAUGGUGGUCGGACCACUGGUCAAGAUCGUGAUGGAGAAGGUGUCCGGGGAGCUCCUCCGCCAGUAUAAGGUGAUGAAGGGCUUGGAUAAGCAACAUGAUAUCUUGAAGCGCAGACUGCUUCUCAUCCUAGAUAUCAUCACCGAUGCCGAGCAAACGGCAGCCGACCCUGUGCAGGCGGCAACCCGUCGUGCAGGGGCGGCGUCUUGGCUCGAGGCCAUCAAGAAGGUGGCUUACCAGGCAAAUGAAGUCUUUGAUGAGUUCAAGUACGAGGCACUUCGCCGUAAGGCCAAAAAGGAGGGACACUAUGACGACCUUGGCUUCAGUAUGGUAAAACUCUUUCCCACCCACAACCGUUUUGUAUUCUGUAACAGGAUGGGGAGAAAGCUCGGCAAGGUUGUGCGGGCCAUUGAGCUCCUUGUGACCGAAAUGAAUAACUUCGGUUUUAAAUAUCAGCAACAACUGCCGGUAUCCAACCAGUGGCGGCAGACAGAUCAUGUUAUAUUCGAUCCAAAGGGAAUUGCCCAGAGAUCGAGAGAGAAGGAUAACAAGAUUAUUGUUGAUAUACUAGUUGGGCAAGCUAACAACACAGAUCUUACAGUUGUUCCCAUCAUUGGAAUGGGGGGUCUGGGAAAGACUAUGUUGGCACAACUUGUUUACAAUGAACCUAAAAUCGAUAAUCACUUCGAUUUGUUGCUAUGGGUGUGUGUCUCUGACAGUUUUGAUGUGGAUUCUCUGGCUAAAAGUAUAGUUGAAGCAGCUCCCGAGAAGAAUUAUGAUGGUACAGAAGCAGCAGUUCCUUCCAAAAGGAAGAACACACCACUGGAUAUCCUUCAGAAUCUGGUGAGCAAACGAAGGUACCUCCUUGUAUUGGAUGAUGUUUGGACACGAGAGGUUCGUAAAUGGGAAAAGCUCAAGACCUGCCUUGAACAUGGUGGCAAGGGUAGUGUGGUCUUGACAACAACUCGUGAUGAAGGAGUUGCGGAAAUAAUGGGUAGUGUUGAAGCUUAUAAUCUCGGAGCUUUGGGAGGAGAAUACAUAAAGGAAAUUAUCGAGACAACAGCAUUCAGCCGUUUCAAGAAGGAAGUGGAAAGGCCCGCCGUGUUGGUGAAUAUGGUUGAUGAGAUUGUGAAGCGAUGUGCUGGCUCUCCUUUAGCUGCAAUAGCGUUGGGCUCCGUACUGCGUAACAAGACCAGUGAGGAAGAAUGGAAGGAUGUAUCAAACAGAAGCAGCAUUUGCACUGCGGAGUCUGGAAUCUUACCGAUACUCAAUCUCAGUUACAAUGAUUUGCCGCAGCAUAUGAAGCAAUGCUUUGCUUUUUGUGCUAUAUUUCCCAAAGAUUACAAGAUUGAUGUGGACAAACUAAUACAACUAUGGAUUGCACAUGGCUUUAUUCUUGAAGAGAAACAAGUUCGUCUUGAAACCAUUGCCAAACAGAUUUUUAAUCAACUGGCAUCAAGGUCAUUCUUUCAGGAUGUUAAACAAGUCCAAGCCACAGCUGAUGAAAUUAAUUACAGCAAGUCUUGUUAUUCCAGAACUACAUGUAAAAUCCAUGAUCUUAUGCAUGAUGUUGCAUUGUCUGUAAUGCAGAACGAAUGUGCCUUGGGAACUGAGGAAUCAUGUCGGAGUGAGUGGCUUCCAAACACCGCUCGACAUAUAUUUCUGUCAUGCACGGAAGCAGAAAGAAGGUUGAAUAGUUCUCUGGAGAACAGCUCUCCAGCUAUCCACACAAUUCUCUGUGAUGGUUAUAGUUAUAUGGAAUGGUCAUUGCAGCAUCCAUCAAAAUACAGCUCUUUGCAAGCAUUACAACUCAGGUUGCAAACAUCAUCAUUUCCGCUGAAACCAAAGCAUCUACAUCACCUGAGGUACCUAGAUCUCUCAAGAAGUUUAAUCAAAGCACUUCCUGAAGAUAUGAGCAUUCUAUACAACCUGCAAGUGUUGAACCUCUCUGGAUGCACAUCUCUUUGUGAACUUCCAAUACAAAUGAGGUAUAUGACUGCCCUUCGUCACCUUUACACUCAUGGUUGUCCAAUGCUAAAGAGCAUGCCAAGAGACCUCAGAAAACUCACAUCCCUUCAGACACUUACAUGCUUUGUAGUAGGUAGUGGCUCUAAUUGCAGUAAUGUUGGAGAGCUCGAGAAUUUGAAACUUGGUGGUCAACUAGAGCUAUGUCAUCUACCGAACGUGACUGAAAAAGAUGCCAGCACGGCAAACCUCGUGAACAAGGAGCUAAGGGAACUGACAUUAAAAUGGACUGUUGAACAAGAUUUUUGUGAAACUCGCUGUCGAGUUGAUGAAAAUGAUGCAAGAGUGCUUGAGAAACUCAAACCUCAUGAUGGACUGCAUACUAUAAGGAUACACUUGUAUGGAGCCACCACCUUUCCAACAUGGAUGGCAAGUUUGCAAAAUAUUGUUCAGAUCCAUCUUUUCUCUUGUAUAAAACUGCAAUGGUUGUUCAGCCAUGACAGUAAUACAUCCUUCGCAUUUCCAAAUCUGACAGAGCUUACGUUACGAAGCCUCGAUAAUUUGGAGAGAUGGUGGGCAAUGGAUAAUGAUGAGAUGCAAGGAGAGAUAAUCUUUCCUCGGCUUGAGAAAUUGUUUAUUAGUUUCUGUAAGAAGCUGACAGUAUUACCAGGACAUCCGACCUUCCCUAACCUUCAGAAUGCUCAUAUUGAGGCAUGUCCAGAGUUGACAACUAGAGCUAAAUCACCAAAGCUCAGUGUAUUGAAGACGGAAGGAUGUGAGGCAGAGUUGUUCCUGUGGGUAGCUAGACAUAUGACUUCAUUGACCAAUCUGAAACUGAAAAGCCUUGAAUACAACACAGAAACUAUCUUGACUGAGGCUGAGCAUGGUCUGAGGGAAGUUGUGGACGGCAAGGAAAAACGGAAUGAUCAUGAUUUUCCUCUGGCAGUUUUGGAGUUAGACCGAAUUAAGUACUCAGGUGUAAUAGAGCUGUGUGCAUGUUUUGUACACCUUCAAGAUUUGUCAAUUCAGCGGUGUGAUGGGCUCGUCCACUGGCCAGAAAAGGAGUUCCAAGCAUUGGUAUCCUUGAGGAGGCUUGUGAUCUACGGGUGUGAUAAUCUCAUUGGAUAUGCACAAGCUCCUGCCGAGCCAUCAACUUCAUCAGAAACAAGUCAGUUCCUGCCACAUCUAGAGUCUCUGGAGAUAAAAUUUUGCGGAAGCCUGGUUGAGGUCUUCAAUGCCCCUGCCUCUCUCAAGAGAAUGGAAAUUCUUUCUUGCAGUAAGCUUGAGUCCAUAUCCUGCAGGAGGUUGCAGCCAGAACAGUCGGCAUUGUCAAUUAAUCAAGUCUCAUCUAGUAUACCGGAUGCAUCAUCAUCAUCGCCCGGAGCUGGAGUGGAGCAUUUAGAAAGCCUAACAUUAUUCAGGUGUCAUGGCUUAACAGGGGUCCUCCAUCUUCCCCCUUCCCUGACGUAUCUAAAAGUUUUUGAGUGUGAAUGGUUGACAUCUCUGGAAUCUAGCUCCGGAGAGCUCCCAUCGUUGGAGAUUCUUGAGCUUCUGGAAUGCAAGACCCUUUCAUCCCUACCGGAUGGGCCACAAGCAUACGCAUCUCUCCGAUGUCUUCGCAUUAGAGACGUCCCUGGCAUGAAGACGCUUCCUAUGAGCCUGCAGCAAAGGCUGGGCAGCAUCCAGACGAAACACAUAGAUGCCCAUCUUUAUGAAGCAGAGACGCCAAGGCCUGUCCCUACCCUGUUGAAACCAAAGACAUGGAAAUAUGCCAUCUGCAAUAAUUAG
Messenger RNA from Triticum turgidum subsp. durum (durum wheat), 3909 nucleotides. The record is from the annotation of a GenBank genome assembly. NCBI's taxonomy places the organism in Eukaryota, Viridiplantae, Streptophyta, Magnoliopsida, Poales, Poaceae.